Notechis scutatus (mainland tiger snake) is the source of this 1383-nucleotide messenger RNA. The record is from RefSeq and is a predicted model, not a curated record. NCBI's taxonomy places the organism in Eukaryota, Metazoa, Chordata, Lepidosauria, Squamata, Elapidae.
UGGGGGCCACCAUGGUGAAGAUCUUCGUUGGGGGGCUUUCUCCUGUGGUCACAGCCGAAGAGCUGCGGAAGCUCUUUGAGCAGUACGGCCAAGUCAACGAGUGCGACAUUUUGAAGAAUUUUGCCUUCGUCCACAUGGAGAAAGAGGACGAGGCCCACCAGGCCAUCAGCACCCUGCACAAGAGCGAAUUCUACGGCACCCACUUGACUGUGGAAUACGCCACCUCCAAGAUCCGCAACGCCACCAAGAUCUACGUGGGGAAUGUCUCGGCCAAGGCCACCACCGCCCAGAUCCGCCAACUCUUCGAGCGCUUCGGCAAAGUGGUGGAGUGCGACAUUGUCAAGAACUUCGCCUUUGUCCACAUGGCCAAAGAGCGGGAAGCCAUGGACGCCAUCUUGCAUCUCAACGACACCCCACUGGAGGAUCAGAAAAUUUUUGUCACCCUUUCCAAGAGCAAUAGUUCCCUCCGGGCCACCAAAGGGGCCUCUGUGCCCACCCCACCCACCCCGACGUCCAGCUACUACUUCUCCAGGGGACGCGUGCCCACAGCGCCAGCCACCUAUUCGCCCUACUGUGCCCGUGGCUGGUACGAUCGGGAGUAUUGUGAUCAGUACACAUACGAGCUCUACGACCGAGCGCGGGCGGCAUACGACCGAGCCCUCCCCUCGGCCCCAGCGGCCUACAGAGAAAGGAGCCCCGUGGGGCGGAGGACAUCUACCCCUACUGCCGUAGUGGCCCAAUACGCUGACCCUUAUGCUGCGGUGGCGGCUGCAGCGGCUGCCGCCAUGGCUGCAGCAAACCAGACUUACAGCCAAGCCUACAGCCAGCCCGGAUACGCCGCCGCCGCCACGUCAGCUGCUGCCACAUACUCUCAGUACGGUCUAGGAACUGCCUACAACGUGGCAGAGUACUACGAGAGGUACGCCAGCGCUUACGCUGACCAGUAUGCCCAGACGUUCUGAGGGCGCUGCACCCUUCCAGUUGCUCUUUCCCUGGGCAGAGUCGGAGCGAUGUCUCAUGGCCAACCCGCUGAGCACUGACUUCCAAGGUUGGUGAUGCUGCAUUUUGUGUGUCCCUCCUUUCCUCCCCUCCCCCCCUUCCUUUCUCUUCCUUUCCUUCUUUCCUUUCCCCCACGUUUCGAUCCGAUCCGGUCGAAGAACUGCCACGCCAACCCCGCCUUGCGAAACUGCGAUGGGGGCCGAAGACGGUGUUGUCCGUUGUCUGGUUUUUCUUUCCCCCCCCGAACUCUUCCCUCCGGCACGGAAUGCCGCACACACCUUUGCACACAACGGCUCCUCCCCUUCCGCCAGCUCCAAUCUUUGCUUGCUGUGUGUUUUGCGUGCUACGCUUCGAUCCCUGCCGCCGCCGCCGCCGUCGCCACGA